Molecule: messenger RNA, 5028 nt
Organism: Ceutorhynchus assimilis (cabbage seed weevil)
Lineage: Eukaryota; Metazoa; Arthropoda; Insecta; Coleoptera; Curculionidae
Source: the annotation of a GenBank genome assembly
AAAAGUCAAUGUUUGUGAGGUUAGAAAACCCAUAAAUCUCAUGUCAAAAAUAUUUGUUUUUGUUUAUCAAAAAAAAAAAACAAAAAUUAGUGCCAAAAGUUAUCGCAAAAUUGAUUAAUAAUUUAAGAUUUUCGCAGUUGCGAAUUGAUAUUCAAGUUUAAUGGAAGUGGCCCUGGACGGUGUAGUGGAAGUGGGCCUUGCUUUUAUUUCCAAUAAUAUCGCCCUCAUCAAACGCAGUAAUAUGCAGUCGAAAAUCAUGAAUCCCUUUUGUACUGCAAAAUGUUCAUCAGAAAUGGUGAAUAGUAAGCUGCAAUGCAGUUGCGGUGAAGAUACAGCUUUAUUUGAUUGGGCCUGGCAAAAAAACACAGAAGCCAAAAACAUUAAUGUAUACAAAGGCAACAAAGAAGUAUUAUUUCAUCCUACCUACAGUUCAGGAACUGCUUUGGUUCGUGGCCAGCACUCUUUCCAACAAAAUUUCCAUUACUAUUGGGAAAUUAAAGUAGUUUCUCGCUUGUACGGUACUGAUGUUAUGAUUGGAGUUGGAACCUCAAAAAUGACCUCAGAAGAUUGCCGUUUCCAAUUUUGUAGCCUACUAGGCAAAAGUGCCGAAUCCUGGGGCUACUCCUACCAAGGCUACAUACAGCAUAACAACCUCAAAAGAAAAUACGGCUCUGAAUACGGCUUGGGCAGUAUUAUUGGUGUACACUUAGAUAUGUGUCAAGGCACUUUGGAAUACUAUUUCAAUAGAAAACCAUUAGGCAUUGCCUUCAAAAACCUAAAAGACAAAGUCCUUUAUCCAAUGGUAUCGUCAACUGCUGCUCAAUCCUCCAUAAGAAUCACCUGUGCAAUUUCAAAAGCAGCCACUUUGCAAAUGAGUUGUUUGAAUCAAAUAAUGAACAUCCCAAGCGUUUAUAAUCAAUACAAACUCAUACCGGGUCUGACUAAGCUCUACGAAAAAGAGUUUUUCUGGUUGAAGCCAAAACCUUGCAAAGAAGCUCUGGAACGGAAAAGACUUGCUGAAAUCGAGGAUGAAGUGACGCUAUCGGGGGCGUCCAAAUGUUUUUCUGCAAGGCACAAAAAAAUUAAAAGGAUUUACAGGCAACUGCCGGCACUUUUAGAUGGACACAGUUUUGCUAUUUAUCGGGACAUGGUGCCUUCUACUUCUGCUACGCCUGAUAUUACUUGCACUGCAUGCAAUGAGGUUAUAGGGGACAGUAGUGAUAGUGAUACUUGAAUAUAUUUUGUUUUGUGAUUUAUUUAUUUUUAAUUAAUAAAACAAUAUAAUUAUUAUUAUUUACUAACAGUUGUUGGAAGAGAGAGAUGGUUAUAAUGCUUUGUUUUUUUUAAUAAUGAUUGUCACAAUAACAAAAUUAUCUUAUAAAUAUAUACCUUAUUGUUAAGGGAAUAAUAAUAAUUUAAUAAAUUUGCAGUUAAUUUUAUAAUAUAUUUUUUUUUAAGACUGGGCAAGGGCACGAAUAUUUUACAAAUAUAUCGAUUUAUAUUAAAAUAUAUUGUAAAAAUACAUUAUUUUAUGAUGGAACUAAUCCAAAACGACUUAUUGGAAUAGUGGAGCAAAUUUUAAUCCUUGAAAUCAGGAGCAGAUUUACUCCAUUUGGGGUUGAAAUACUCUCUGUGCUCUAUAAAAUAACUGUUCUAGGACUUCUAGUACAGAGUUGUGUUCUCAAAUCGGUGCUAAAAGUACUAAAACAGCCAGUUUUGAGGACCUGUAGUGUGUCCAAAGGACUUGAAAUUAGGAGUAAGCUUUAUGAGCACUUUGAUAUUAUACUUGUGCCUUUUGAAUACACUGCAGUUUACUUUGGAAGUUCUUUAAGUCAAGAAAUUGCAAGAAUGCACCAUCUAAUAUUUUUUUUUUUUUGUAGAAAAUUAUUCAAACGAAAAUUAUGAAAUUUUCUGAGCAAAACGAGAAAAGUCAAGGGCGUAUCAUACUAAAAUUUCAAAUUUUUCCAGUGAAAAUUAACCCCAUUGGAAAUUAAUGAAAAUCAACUAAAUUAGGCAUAAAUGCACCAUCUAACAUUUUAUUUUUUUUCUGGAAAACUAUUCAGGAGAAAAUUAUGACAUUUUCUGGAAAAAAAGAGGAAAGUCAGAGGCGUAUCAUAGUAAUAUUUCAAAUUUUUCAAAUAGAAACUAAUCCUAUUGGAAAUUAAUGAAUAUCAUCUAAAUUAGGCAUGCACCCCUCUAAUAUUUAAUUUUUUUCCUGGAAAACUAUUCAAGGGAAAAUUAUGACAUUUUCUGGAAAAAAAGAAAAAAGUCAGGGGCGUAUCAUAGUGAAAUUUCCAAUUUUUCUAGUGAAAUAGCCCCAUUGGAAAUUAAUGAAAAUCAACUAAAUUAGGCAUAAAUGCAUUUAUCUAACAUUUUAUUUUUUUCCUGGAAAACUGUCAAAAAGAAAAUUAUGACAUUUUCUGGAAAAAAAGAGGAAAGUCAGGGGCGUAUCAUAGUGAAAUUUCAAUUUUUCCAGUAGAAAAUAACCCCAUUGGAAAUAAAUGAAAAUCAACUAAAUUAGACAUAAAUGCACUAUCUUUUAUUUAUUUUUUUUUCUGGAAAACUAUCCAGGGGAAAAUGAUGACAUUUUCUGGAAAAAAGAAAAAAAUCAGGAGCGUAUCAUAGUAAAAUUUCAAAUUUUUCCAGUGAAAAAUAACCCCAUUGGAAAUUAAUGAAAAUCAACUAAACUAGGCCUAAAUGCACCAUCUAACAUUUUAUUUUUUUUCUGGAAAACUAUUCAGGAGAAAAUUAUGACAUAUUCUGGAAAAAAAGAGGAAAGUCAGAGGCGUAUCAUAGUAAUAUUUCAAAUUUUUCAAAUGGAAAAUAACCCUAUUGGAAAUUAAUGAAUAUCAACUAAAUUAGGCAUAAAUGCACCAUCUAACAUUUUAUUUUUUUUCUAGAAAACUAUUUAAGCGAAAAUUAUGACAUUUUCUGGAAAAAAAGAGGAAAGUCAGGAGCGUAUCAUAGUAAAAUUUCAAAUUUUUUCAUUUCAAAAUAACCCCAUUGGAAAUUAAAGAAAAUCAACUAAAUUAGACAUAAAUGCAUUAUCCAACAUUUUAUUUUUUUUCUGGAAAAAUAUCUAGGGGAAAAUCAUGACAUUUUCUGGAAAAACGACGAAAGUCAGGGGCGUAUCAUAGUAAAAUUUCAAAUUUUUCUAAUAGAAAAUAACCCCAUUGGAAAUUAUUGAAAAUCAACUAAAUUAGACAUAAAUGCACUAUCUAACAUUUUUCUUUUUUUCUGGAAAAUUAUUCAGGGGGGAAAAUUAUGACAUUUUCUGGAAAAAAAGAGGAAAGUCAGGGACGUAUCAUAGUAAAAUUUCAAAUUUUUCCAGUGAAAAAUAACCUCAUUGGAAAUUAAUGAAAAUCAACUAAAUUAGGCAUAAAUAAACCAUCUAACAUUUUUUUUUUUUUCCGGAAAACUAUUCAGGAGAAAAUUAUGACAUUUUCUGGAAAAAAAGAAGAAAAUCAGGGGCGUAUCAUAGUAAAAUUUCAGAUUUUUCCAAUAGAAAAUAACCCCAUUGGAAAUUAAUAAAAAUCAACAAAAGCAGGCAUAAAUGCAAUAAACUAUUCAAAGGAAAAUUAUGACAUUUCCUGGAAAAAAAGAGGAAAGUCAGGAGCGUAUCAUAGUAAAAUUUCAAAUUUUUCAAAUGGUAAACAACCCUAUUAGAAAUUAAUGAAUAUCAACUAAAUUAGGCUUAAAUGCACCAUCUAACAUUUUAUUUUUUUUCUGGAAAACUAUUCAGGAGAAAAUUAUGACUUUUUCUAGAAAAAAAGAGGAAAGUCAGGGGCGUAUCAUAGUUCAAAUUUUUCCAGUAGAAAAUAAUCCCAGUGAAAAACUAAAUAAUUUGAUAAUGCAUAUAAUUAUAGUAUUUUAGGCGUACUAUAAUGAUUUUUGAUAGUACAUAGUACAUGACCAUUCAAUUAUAGUACAAAUACUAUAAUUAUAGUACGGUUGGCAACACUGAGUUAAUGUUUCGUCUACUGAUGUGGCAGUGUAGUAGAGGACGCAACCAGCAAUUUUGACUCAAAUUUCUGUUUUCUUUAGACAAAGACAAUUCAAUUAUGUACCUGAAAUGAAGAAAAUAUUCAUAUUUUUACUUAUCAACAAUUUCUGUCAAAUUUUUCUUUUAAUUCACUUAUCAAAAUAUAUUUUCUUUCUCAUUUUCUCCGUUUCAAUUUUUGUCUAUUCCCGGCUCUUGAAUUUCUCAUUUUUUCCAAAAGUUUUUCAAAUAAAGAAAAUUCACCAGCCUGGAAUAGAGAAAAUAUUAUUAUCAAUCAAGUUUUCUCCUAUAAUUUUUUAAUUUUUCUUAAACUUCCCCUCGCACAAUAUCUCAAACUUUCCAUCUAGAAUCUCGUCUAAAAUUCUGUUAGGUACCUAUCUUCACAUGAAAAGAGAAUUUAAGAGCCUGGUUAUAGAGAAAAUACGUGAUUUCCUAUACUUUUCAACCAAUUUUCAUUUUUCAGUUUUUCUUAAACUUUCCAUUUCUUAAAUUAUCUUCUAGUCCCAAAAAUGUAUUGAAUGUUCAUAUUCUAUGUUAUUGUUCUCAAAUUUGGAGUUAUGGGGAUAAAACCCCACUAAGAAUAGAAAAAGUAAAUUUUAUAAUUUUUCAAUUUUUCCAAACAUUUCAACCUCAAAUCUCGGCUCUAAAUGAUCAAAUUAAAGUCGAAAUUUCAACAUUUUUGAAGAUAUCUACCUAUAUUUUGAAAUACAAAAUUGUUUUGGAUUAGUCCGUAAUCUACAGUAUAACUUUAUACAUAUAAAAUCAACUUUUAAAACAAAAUCUUUGGCAUGUGGUAAACAGUCUUGUAAGGAAAUAAUUUUUUGGUCAAUACAAGUGAGUUUAAGUAAUUGCCUUUUCAUAUGGUGGCGGUGGCGAUUGGUCGUCGUAAAUCCGGAUUUCCUCCAAAUCGUUUUGAUUCGCUAAUCUUAUGGCGAUAUGAUAAGGCGGAGGCGACAUUUCUUGGACGUCCGCUAUGGAUAAUCGGGUGGGUCUUUGGUAAUCUACUGAUGGUCUUUCUUGUAAGUCGU